ACAAAGAGACACACAAAGAACUGAAGCAUGUGGGGGAUAGAAAGGUAGCUGCCUUUGCAAAAACGAACCAUGUUGAUGCUACGCUGCUGCCUCCCUGCUUCUCUGAUUCUCACAUUUGGGGAGUAAGAAGGAAACACACACAUUGGAUUUCUUAUCAUAUAGAAUGCUCACGUCUCUCUUCUCUCUGGCUGAAUCCGGGGAAAGGACUAAUGUACUUUCUUAGUGUGAAAGAUACAAACCUAAGACCUAGUCCUAAGCCACUGGAGGCAUGAUAUCCUAAUUGAUCUCGCCCCAUGGAAUGCAACCUGCUUGUGGAUUGGAGCCUCCGAAUAUUUGUACUGUAAAGAGAACCGAAACGGCUUUGCUUCAUUUUUUAUGUAUGUCUUUUUCUUUUUUUUUUCUUUUUUUUUUGUUGAGUUGCACGCAGCUGUGAUUUUUGGCAUCUGAAAAAGAGAUGACCCAGGAACAGUACACUGAUAGAAACAAUGUCUCUCAAGAACCACACGUGUACAAAGUGGGGAUCUACGGCUGGCGAAAGCGUUGCCUGUACCUCUUUGUUCUGCUCCUCAUGGUUUUAAUCCUGGUCAACCUCGCUUUGACAAUCUGGAUCCUCAAAGUCAUGAACUUCACGAUUGAUGGUAUGGGUCACCUGCGCAUCACUGAAAAGGGGCUGAAACUAGAAGGGGAUUCGGAAUUCCUAAAACCUCUUUAUGCCAAAGAAAUCCAAUCCAGACCAGGUAGCCCAUUGUUCCUCCAGUCCUCUAAAAAUGUAACUGUCAACAUUCUCAACGGUAAAAACAACGUAGUAACUCGACUAGUGGCAGGAUCCAAUGGCAUUGAAACUCACAGUAAAUUGUUGGAGGUAAAGUCCAACACUGGAAAGCUUCUGUUUUCUGCUGAUGAGCGGGAAGUUGUGGUUGGCGCUGACAGACUACGAGUAUUAGGUGCUGAGGGAGCUGUGUUCAGCAACUCGAUAGAAACGCCUCAUAUCAGAGCGGAUCCUUUUAAAGAACUCAGGCUGGAGUCCCCAACUCGUUCUUUGUUUAUGGAGGCUCCAAAGGGGGUUGAAAUCAAUGCAGAAGCGGGGAACCUUCAGGCAACGUGCAGAAGUGAGAUGAAGCUGGAGUCUAAAGAUGGAGAGAUCUCUUUGGAUGCUAACAACAUCAAGCUACCUCGGCUUCCCAAGGGGACCUAUUCUGCAGCCGGAGCCAAACAGAAAGUGUUCGAAGUGUGCGUGUGUCCAAACGGACGACUCUUCUUAUCUCCCUCUGGGACCGGCUCGACCUGCCAGAUUAGCUCCAGCAUCUGCCUCUGAAAACAGAUGAACAAACCAAGAAAACAAAAAGCAGCAAAGGGGCCUGUGUGGUACCAAACAGGCUUCUCAAAGCAGUCAGUGGAGAGAGAAAGAGCCAUGGGGGAGACACUGCGCACGCGCGUGCGCGUGUGUGUGUGUGUGUGUGUGUGUGUGACAGCUGUUACCAGCACUGCUCUUAAACAAUGUUUCA
This is a messenger RNA of Polyodon spathula (Mississippi paddlefish), 1505 nucleotides long. Its product is annotated as delta-sarcoglycan-like. Gene Ontology annotation, biological process: heart contraction; cardiac muscle tissue development. Lineage: Eukaryota; Metazoa; Chordata; Actinopteri; Acipenseriformes; Polyodontidae. The coding region runs from base 455 to 1315 and encodes 286 amino acids. Gene Ontology annotation, cellular component: sarcolemma; sarcoglycan complex. The record is from RefSeq and is a predicted model, not a curated record. The transcript has 8 exons.